Messenger RNA from Argentina anserina (silverweed cinquefoil), 958 nucleotides. Its product is annotated as ethylene-response factor C3-like. Gene Ontology annotation, molecular function: DNA-binding transcription factor activity; DNA binding. Gene Ontology annotation, biological process: regulation of DNA-templated transcription; ethylene-activated signaling pathway. NCBI's taxonomy places the organism in Eukaryota, Viridiplantae, Streptophyta, Magnoliopsida, Rosales, Rosaceae. The transcript has a single exon. The record is from RefSeq and is a predicted model, not a curated record. The coding region runs from base 21 to 749 and encodes 242 amino acids.
GUUAUUGGGAAUACUACAUCAUGAGUAGCCACACAAUCACAGACACACUACAGGCAGAAACUUCAAACAUCUUCGAUUUCCAAAUGAAUUACUCCAUCUUCCACUCCCCGAAUUCUGAAACUUCUUCCGAGUUUUCUUGGGAUGCUCUCGAAUUCGGAAACAUUUCUCUUCCUUUCGAUGAAAACGACUCCGAGGAAAUGCUUCUCCUUGGGAUGCUUUCCAACACCUCAUUUGAAACAGAUACACACAACUCAGCUGCCUCAUCCAACCCCAUCAAGGAAGAAGAAGUAAGCUCCAGUUCCGUGUCGGAAGACGAUAACCGGAAAACCCCGAAGAAGGAGAAGUCCUACAGAGGGGUCAGAAGGCGGCCGUGGGGCAAGUUCGCCGCGGAGAUAAGAGACUCGACCAGACAUGGGGUAAGGGUUUGGCUAGGGACAUUCGACAGUGCUGAAGCCGCUGCUUUGGCUUAUGAUCAAGCCGCCUUUGCGAUGCGGGGCAACACCGCCGUGCUCAACUUUCCGGCGGAGAGAGUCCGGGAGUCUCUUCGAGACAUGAACUGUGCUACUUCGGAUUUGGACGAAGGGUGUUCGCCGGUGGUGGCGCUUAAACGGAAGCACUCGAUGAGAAGGAAAAUGGGGAACAAGAAGAGUAGAAUGGAGAGAGAUAUGAGGUUAGAGAAUACUGUGGUGGUGUUCGAAGAUUUAGGAGCAGAUUACUUGGAACAACUUCUGAGUUCAUCUAGUGCUUAGACUCUAAUUGGUGAUUAUUCGAACACUUCCAUUUUUAUUUCCGAUCAAUAUAUCGCCUUCGUGUAAUUCCGUCACUUCGAAAUCUUUGAAUAUCUCGAAUUUCUUGUUCUUUGAUGUAAAGUUUUCAAGUAGAUAAGGAGUGACGUAGUAUUGUACGCAAGUGUUUGUGGUGGGGGACUUCGAUUAAGUAUAGGAUCUGAGAUUACACU